AUGGCUCACUCAAAAUCAAAACUCAAAACCCUAAUUUCUCUCUCUAAACUCUUCCUCUCUUUCUCUCUCCUCCUUCACACCGCCAUUGCCGAUGACGGCGUUUUCAUGUCAAAGCUCGCGAAAUCACUUUCACCAACUCCCUCAGGGUGGACGGCGACCACAUUCUGCAGCUGGACCGGCGUGAAAUGCGACGAUUCUAACCGCGUUUCAUCGAUCAACUUAUCUUCCAAGUCACUCAGCGGAACAAUACCUUCCGAUCUGAACUCACUCUCUGAACUCACGUCCAUCUCUUUCCAGUCCAACUCGCUCACCGGCGCGUUACCUUCACUCGCUAACCUUUCUAAUCUUCAAUCGGUUUUCCUCAGUAGUAACAACUUCACUUCAAUCCCCGAUGGUUGUUUUCAGGGUCUCACCAGUCUUCAGAAACUUUCCAUGACUGGAAACACUAACCUCAAGCCUUGGACAUUUCCGUCUGAGUUGACACAGUCUUUGAAUCUCGUUGAACUCGACCUUGGUCAAACGAACCUCGUUGGUUCCUUGCCGGAUAUAUUCGGUCCAUUGUUCAGUUUGCAGAACCUUCGUCUCGCUUACAACAACCUCACCGGAGAUUUACCUAACUCGUUUUCAGGAUCUGGGAUUCAGAACUUGUGGCUCAACAAUCAGCAAGAUGGGUUUGGGUUCACCGGUUCUCUCAAUUUGCUUUCGACGAUGUCUCACUUGACUCAAGUGUGGUUUCAGAAGAACAAGUUCACUGGUCCCAUUCCUGAUUUAUCAAACUGUACUAAUUUGUUUGAUCUUCAGCUUCGCGAUAAUCAGUUAACAGGUGUUGUUCCUCAUUCUUUGAUGAGUUUAUCUAGUUUGACGAACGUUUCAUUGGAUAAUAAUAAUUUGCAGGGCCCUUUUCCUUCUUUUGGGAAAAGUGUAAAGGUUACUCCUAAUGAUGGGAUCAAUAGCUUUUGUAAAACCACUCCCGGACCUUGUGAUCCGAGGGUUACUACUUUGCUUGAUGUUGCUGCUGGUUUUGGGUAUCCUCUUCAGUUGGCUAGUUCCUGGAAAGGGAACAAUCCUUGUCAAGAUUGGAGCUUUGUUGUUUGUUCAGGAGGGAAGAUUAUUACCGUGAACUUAGCUAAGCAGAAUUUGAAUGGAACCAUUUCACCUGCAUUUGGGAAUUUAACUGAUUUGCGGAAUUUGUAUCUGAGUGGUAACAACUUGUCUGGUUCCAUACCGGGGAGCUUGACGGGUUUGACUCAACUUGAAGUUUUGGAUGUGUCUAACAACAAUCUAUUUGGAGAGAUUCCUAAAUUUUCUACUAAAGUGAAGUUCAAUUCUGCUGGUAAUGUUUUGCUCGGGCCUUCUGGAGGUGAUAAAGGAAGGGGAACUACUCCGCCGGAGAGUUCUGGUGGUGCACCGAGUGGAAGUCCAUCGAAAAAGUUAAGUGGUUCUUCGCUGUCACCUGCUUGGAUUGCAGGUAUAGCUGUUAUUGCUGUGUUUUUUGUUGCAGUGGUGUUGUUUGUGUUUUGUAAGUGCUUUACUAAGAAUCGGAGGCAUGGGGAAUUUGGAAGGGUUAAUAAUCCUGAAAAUGGAAAAGGUGAGAUUAAACUUGAUGUCAUGAGUGUUUCCAAUUCUAAUGGAUAUGGUGGAGUUCCGAGUGAGUUACAGAGUCAAGGAAGUGAGCGUAGUGACAACCUUCAGGUUUUUGAGGGUGGAAAUGUUACUAUUUCAAUCCAAGUUCUUAGGCAAGUAACUGGUAAUUUCAGUCAAGAUAACAUUUUGGGUAGGGGAGGAUUUGGAGUUGUUUAUAAAGGGGAAUUGCAUGAUGGAACUAAGAUUGCUGUGAAGAGGAUGGAAUCUGUUGCAGUGGGAACUAAGGGAUUGAAUGAGUUCCAAGCAGAGAUUGCAGUUCUAACUAAAGUUAGGCACAGGCAUUUGGUUGCUCUUUUAGGAUUCUGCAUUAAUGGAAAUGAAAGGCUUUUGGUGUAUGAGUAUAUGCCUCAAGGAACAUUAACACAACAUCUAUUUGAUUGGGGUGAAAACGGAUGUGCUCCUUUGACUUGGAAACAAAGGGUUGCAAUAGCUUUGGAUGUAGCACGGGGAGUUGAAUACUUGCACAGCUUAGCUCAGCAAAGCUUCAUUCACAGGGACUUAAAACCCUCCAACAUACUAUUGGGUGAUGACAUGAGAGCAAAGGUUGCAGAUUUUGGGUUGGUUAAAAAUGCACCGGAUGGGAAAUAUUCCGUUGAGACUAGGCUGGCAGGAACAUUUGGAUAUUUGGCACCUGAAUAUGCAGCCACUGGAAGAGUGACAACCAAAGUAGAUGUUUAUGCAUUUGGAGUAGUUCUGAUGGAAUUGAUUACUGGUAGAAGGGCAUUGGAUGAUACUAUGCCUGACGAACGAUCCCAUUUGGUUUCAUGGUUCCGCCGGGUACAAGUCAACAAGGAGAACAUCCCUAAAGCAAUCGAUCAAACAUUGAACCCUGACGAAGAAACCAUGGAGAGCAUAUAUAAAGUGGCUGAGCUAGCAGGCCAUUGCACUGCUCGCGAACCAUACCAGAGGCCUGAUAUGGGACAUGCAGUGAAUGUCCUGGUUCCUCUGGUUGAGCAAUGGAAGCCCACCAGUCACGAAGAAGAAGAUGGUUAUGGUAUUGACCUUCACAUGAGCCUUCCUCAAGCUCUGCAAAGAUGGCAAGCCAAUGAAGGCACUUCCCAAGUGUUUAAUGACACAUCUUUCUCACAAACCCAAUCAAGUAUUCCUGCAAAACCUUCCGGAUUCGCCGAUUCCUUUGACUCAAUGGAUUGCCGAUAA
Molecule: messenger RNA, 2802 nt
Organism: Lathyrus sativus (Indian pea)
Lineage: Eukaryota; Viridiplantae; Streptophyta; Magnoliopsida; Fabales; Fabaceae
Source: the annotation of a GenBank genome assembly